AUGUCAGACGCAGCGUCCGACCCGACAGCGAUGGACCCAGCCGCUGCUGCAGCUGCUGCCGCGGCCGCUGCCGCCGCUAUGAAGUCGUUCACGAUCGAGGCGUGGACACUUCUGGCGGUGGGUAUCUUGUUUACUGUUCUCAGGACUUAUGCUCGAGUUCGGACUGUUGGCUUCAAGGGCCUGCAGGCUGACGACUACUUGGUCUGGGUCGGAGUGGUAUUCUAUGCGAUCGAAACUGCCCUUGCUCACUCGGUUGGGGCUGUCGCAAGGGGUAUGGCCAACAAUGGCAUGACAGACGAGCAACGAGCCGCUCUGUCUCCGGACAGUGAGGAGUAUCGUUUGAGGGUCAUUGGCUCCAUCAUUCAAAUCUGCGGCUGGUCAAGUUACUCGGUCCUGCUUUGGGCGCUCAAGGCGUCAUUGCUGGUAUUCUACCUGAGGUUGACUGCGGGGCUGGGUAGAAGCUACAGACUUCGCAUCUGGAUUGGCUUUGGUUUCCUUGCUGUUAGUUGGAUCGUCGUCGUUUCAAACCUUUUCCUUGCUUGCCGACCAUUUCACAAGAAUUGGCAGAUCUAUCCCGACCCAGGCAAUGUUUGUCAACCAGCCGUCUCCAACCAAGUCGUCUGGGUUUACCUUUCCUUCAAUGUCUCCACCGACCUCUACUUACUGUCGAUCCCUCUUCCCAUGCUAUGGCAAGCCAAGUUGAAGCCGCUGAAGAAGUGGGGCUUGCUAUUCCUCUUCAGCGGAGGGCUCUUCGUCGUCGUCUGCGCUACCCUCCGCUGCAUUCUCAUCGUCACGGACCCUAAAAACGGCGCGCAACUUGCCGGAUCAUGGGCAAUUCGUGAGACUUUCAUCGCCGUCAUUACGGCCAAUCUGCCCAUGGUCUUCUCCAUUGUCAAAAUCUGGCUCACUCCCCUCUUCGGCUCUCUCAUAACGUCGAUGCGAUCUUCACAAAAGCUCACCGAGAACACACCGAGGGAUAUCAAGACAUUUGGCGCCGGCAGCAACCAGAGCUGGCGUGGUCGCGGUCCCCCAUCGGCAUAUCCAAUCACAAACGUGACCUUUAACGAGAGCGAAGAGCGCAUAGUCAACGAGAUAAAAAUGCAGGACCUCAAUGCUUGGGGCGAUCCGUUUGCCGAGCCAGCUACAUUCAGCAGGUCCAACAGCACCCGAAGCACUAGCAGCACCAGGCGGAAGAACCAGCAUAACAUCAGAAAGGACGUUGAGGUUGCCGUUACAACCGAAGUUCGUCUGCCGACUCCCAAUGCGGAUGGGAAGCCCAAAGCCUUGUCACCACGAAGCUUUGCCUUUGCCAGAGGGCCGAAGAGGGGCUCGAAAAGAGCCUCUUCUCAAUUACCUCCUCCUAGUACAGGCUUCGAUUCCAAUAACAGGAUAUAA
Molecule: messenger RNA, 1395 nt
Organism: Colletotrichum truncatum
Lineage: Eukaryota; Fungi; Ascomycota; Sordariomycetes; Glomerellales; Glomerellaceae
Source: RefSeq, a predicted model, not a curated record